Molecule: messenger RNA, 624 nt
Organism: Letharia columbiana
Lineage: Eukaryota; Fungi; Ascomycota; Lecanoromycetes; Lecanorales; Parmeliaceae
Exons: 3
Coding region: 1-624 (207 amino acids)
Biological process (GO): cytoplasmic translation; ribosomal large subunit assembly
Cellular component (GO): ribosome; cytosolic large ribosomal subunit
Molecular function (GO): RNA binding; structural constituent of ribosome
Source: RefSeq, a predicted model, not a curated record
AUGUCGGCCAAGCAAGAAGCCACCAAAGCCGAACACAAGACGAAGAAGUUCGGCAAGAGCGAGCGCUCAAUACCACACCACACGCAGAAGGCCAAGAAGUUCUACCCUGCAGAGGACGAGGCUAAGCCGAAGAAGGUCCGCAAAUCCAUUCACCCCGCCCGUCCCCGCUCUACUCUCCAACCUGGCAGCGUUCUUAUCCUCCUUGCUGGUCGUUUCCGCGGCAAGCGCGUCAUCCUCCUCAAGCACCUGGCCCAAGGUGUUCUCCUGAUUACUGGUCCCUUCAAGGUCAAUGGCGUCCCAUUAAGACGAGUCAAUGCCAGAUACGUCAUCGCUACAAGUUCGAAGGUAGACCUGAAGGGGAUUGACGAGAAGGUGGUGGAGAAAGUUGGAGAGGAGGGCUACUUCACUCGGGACAAGGCGGAGAACAAGAAAGGGGAGGAGCAAUUCUUCGCGCAAGGGGAGAAGCCUGAGAAGAAGAAGGUGGCCUCCGCUCGCGCCAGCGACCAGAAGGCUGUCGACCACGCAUUAUUGACCAACAUCAAGAAGGAGCCUCAUUUGAUAGAAUACCUCGGAAGUUCAUUCAGUCUACGAAAGGGAGAUAAGCCCCACGCGAUGAGCUUCUAG